GGAAAAAAGUCCCGCGUAAUGACAACCGCUAGCUGAAGAUAAAUCGUUUUCGAGAAUUCCAGUGUGGGAAGAUCAUCAUGGACCUUACUCCAGAAAGUAAAGUAAAUGAAGUCGAUAACGGUGUUUGCAAGAAAGAUGCCUUCAACAAUAGCAAUGACGUUACAUGUAUGCAAUAUCUUUCAAAAAUGGCUGCAGUGGACAUCGAGUUUAAUGACGUGACAUAUUCAGUACCAAUUCCUCGACAAGAACCAAAGACGAUUCUAAAAGGACUCAACGGGCAAUUCAAGUCAGGCGAGCUGACAGCGAUUCUAGGUCCUUCCGGUGCUGGAAAAUCGACAUUACUCGACAUUCUUGCUGGAUACAGAUGUACUGGCAUAGGUGGCUCGAUAAAUAUUAAUGGACAAUUACGAAACAUGCAUGAGUUCAAGAAGAUUACGUGUUACAUCAUGCAAAACGAUCUUACACAACCGAAUCUCACGGUUUUUGAGGCAAUGUCAUUUGCCGCCGACUUAAAGCUCGGUAGAAGAAAAUCGAAAUCUGAAAAACGCGCUGCUAUAGAUGAGAUCUUAAGCACACUUAGAUUAACCAGAACGCGAGAUACAGUCACAGAUAGACUCUCCGGCGGUGAAAGAAAGAGGCUAACAAUUGCACUCGAGCUCGUAAAUAAUCCGCCUGUUAUUUUCCUUGAUGAACCGACCACCGGACUGGACGAGCUCUCCUCUUCCCAGUGUAUCGAUGUUCUCCAGAGGCUGGCGCGUUUCGGGCGGACCGUUAUAUGCUCGGUGCACACGCCCAGCGCGAGCACAUUUCAGAAAUUCGAUCACAUUUACGUUGUCACCAACGGACAAUGUGCUUAUAGAGGUGCCACGAGCAAUGUAUUGCCGUUCUUACAAAACAUAGGCCUAGAAUGCCCGAAACAUUACAACCCAGCGGACUUCCUAAUAGAAAUCUCGACGGGUGAUUAUGGUCUUGAUUUGGUCGAACUGAUGGUGACAUACGUCAACAUGAAACUACCGUUACUUCCCAUUUUUCGAUCAAAGAGCGAGUUUGAGUUCGAUAAAAAAAACCCAAAAACCUCGUGGAUUGAUCAAUUCGGCACGUUAGUGAAGAGAAUGGCGAUGCAGAUUUAUCGAAAUAGAAAUUACAUGUACCUGAAGAUAUCGUUACACAUCUUCUUAGGGAUAGUGAUCGGUGGGAUGUUUUUUAAUAUGGGCAACGACGGCUCCAAGGCUCUCUUCAAUUUCGGUUUUUGCUUUGCGUGCCUGAUAGUUUUUUUGUACAUACCUAUGCUACCAGUACUGUUGCAAUUUCCUUCGGAAAUUCGGAUAAUGAAGCGGGAACACUUCAACCGAUGGUACGACCUUAGCGCGUAUUAUUGGGCCUUAACUGUAGUCAAUAUACCUUUACAGACAGGUUUCGCAAUUUUAUAUCUCUCAAUGGUUUAUUUCAUAACGGGACAACCUCUGGAAUUGUACAGAAGCUUCAUGUUCUUUAGCACUUGCUUCAUGUGUGCCUUUAUCGCGGAAAGUAUAGGAUAUAACAUCGCUAGCGUAUUUAAUGUCGUGAAUAGUAUAUUUACCGGACCCGCCUUAACUUGUCCGUUAAUGUUAGUCGCGGUACAAGAUUUCGGCGAUCCGAGACCUCUUCCUCUCUACCGGACGAUUCCCAUGUACAUGAGCUACAUUCGGUACGGACUAGAAGCUCUCACAACAGCUAUGUACGGCCACGGUAGACAAAGACUAUAUUGCCCACCAGAGGAAGUUUACUGUCAUUUUAGCUCGCCUAAGGAAAUCUUGCGAAUUAUAGGACAAGAAACACCUCCGAAUUUCUGGUUCGAUCUAGCCGCUCUCUUCGUCAUUUUAUUUAUUUCUAAAGGAAUCUUAUAUUAUUUGCUGAGGCAAAGAGUGCAACCAAACAAAACUUUCCAGAUGCUUCAGAUAAUUGGAAAACUCAUGAAGAGUAAUUUUAUGUGAUCGUUAGUUAUGUGUUUCAGUUUCAUUUGUAUCGUGACGUGUUGACAUUAUACGCGUUAAGCCGUAAUCACACUAUAGACUCCCGACUCUAACU
Cyphomyrmex costatus is the source of this 2067-nucleotide messenger RNA. RefSeq names its product ATP-binding cassette sub-family G member 1. NCBI's taxonomy places the organism in Eukaryota, Metazoa, Arthropoda, Insecta, Hymenoptera, Formicidae. The record is from RefSeq and is a predicted model, not a curated record. Bases 78 to 1973 code for a protein of 631 amino acids. Gene Ontology annotation, biological process: transmembrane transport. The transcript is spliced from 11 exons. Gene Ontology annotation, cellular component: plasma membrane. Gene Ontology annotation, molecular function: ABC-type transporter activity; ATP binding; ATP hydrolysis activity.